GGAGCGGGACCCCCCCCCGGGCCGGGACCCCCUCCCGGAGCGGGACCCGCCCGGCACCGCCCCCCACCCCAGAUCCCCUCUGGGAUCCGCUCCCGAGACGCCCCCCGGCCGGGGCCCUCCCCCCGGAUCUGCCCCCCACCCCCGGCGUCUCUCCCGCACCGGGACCACCGCCACCCCCGGCACCGGCUGUCCCGCCCCGGCGGCGGCCCCCACCCCGGUGCCCCCGGGCCCGGGCGCCCCUCCCGCGCUGCCGCCCCAUGGAGAACUUCCAGAAGGUGGAGAAGAUCGGCGAGGGCACCUACGGCGUCGUCUACAAGGCCCGGAACAAGGUCACCGGCGAGGUGGUGGCGCUCAAGAAGAUCCGCCUGGACACGGAGACCGAGGGCGUCCCCAGCACGGCCAUCCGCGAGAUCUCCCUGCUCAAGGAGCUCAACCACCCCAACAUCGUCAAGCUGCUGGACGUGAUCCACACGGAGAACAAGCUCUACCUGGUCUUCGAGUUCCUGCACCAGGACCUGAAGAAGUUCAUGGACUCGUCGUCCAUCAGCGGCAUCGCCCUGCCCCUGAUCAAGAGCUACCUGUUCCAGCUGCUGCAGGGCCUGGCCUUCUGCCACUCGCACCGCGUCCUGCACCGCGACCUCAAGCCCCAGAACCUGCUCAUCAACGCCGAGGGAGCCAUCAAGCUGGCCGACUUCGGCCUGGCCCGCGCCUUCGGGGUGCCCGUGCGGACGUACACGCACGAGGUGGUGACUCUCUGGUACCGAGCCCCCGAGAUCCUGCUGGGCUGCAAGUACUACUCGACGGCCGUGGACAUCUGGAGCCUGGGCUGCAUCUUCGCCGAGAUGAUCACCCGGCGAGCCCUGUUCCCCGGCGACUCGGAGAUCGACCAGCUCUUCCGCAUCUUCCGCACGCUGGGCACCCCGGACGAGGCCGUGUGGCCCGGCGUCACCUCCAUGCCCGACUACAAGCCCAGCUUCCCCAAGUGGGCCCGCCAGGACUUCAGCAAAGUGGUGCCGCCGCUGGACGAGGAGGGGCGGAAGCUGCUGGCACAAAUGCUGCACUACGACCCCAACAAGCGGAUCUCGGCCAAGUCGGCGCUGGGUCACCCCUUCUUCCGCGACGUCACCCGGGCCGUCCCCCACCUGCGCUUGUGACGCAGCCCGGCCCCGCGGCUGCCGCCCCUCCUGCUCGCACUUAGCCCUCCGGGCUCUGCCGGCGCCGAGCCGGGGCCCGGAGCCCUCGGGACGGGACGCGGCAGCCUCCCGCUGCCCCGCCAGCGCCCGGAGAGCGGGUGCCGCCUUCCCUGCCCGCGCGCCCCCUCGCCGCCGCCCGGCCCUGCGCCGCGGAGGGCAGAUCCCGGGGGCCGGGAGGCGCCUCCGGCCCUAGGGCAGCGUGGCCGCGGCUCAGGGAUCCUCUUCGCCCCCCGCCCCUCCGCCCCCCACGACCUCCCUCCUGCCCUGAGCCUGGUCCGAGCACCCGGAGGGCAGAGCAGGUCCCCGCGUGGGGCGAGGGGCCCGCUCCGCUCCUGCCUCGCGGAGGCCCCGUCUUCCCUCUCCCGGACUUCAGGCACUUGCAGCCCUUCCCCGGGAGCCGUUUCAGGCUGCGGAGGUGCGACGGCGGCGGCCCCAUCCCGAUGCCGGCUUUGCCCAGCUCCUGCCGGCACAGCUGGGCUUCUCCUGGCUCCCUGAGCCUGGGCAGCUUCUUGCCUUGUCCGUUCUGGCAGCGCAGGAGGAGCCUCCGGGUUUUCCAGCCCGAGAGGGGGCUCGUGGGCCCCGCGUUCCCGCGGAGCAGCCGCUCCCAGGAGCGGGUCAGCCGCGUCCCGGCCCUGCGGAGCGAUGCCCGUCCGUGCUGGCUGGGCUCAAGGCUGCGCAUCGUGCUGGGGGCUCGUAGGGGCGCUCCGGUCAUACCCAGCUCCCUCCCCAGUGUAUUUAUUUCCCUGGAAGCAGCCGGAUCUGACCAGGGCAGCUUGUACUCGACCUUGGGGACGAUAGGGACUGUGGGGGUGGCCCCUGCCUCUGCCCUGCUCCGGGCCCCGGACCGGCGGGGAGGGCCGUGCCUGGUCCUGGGCAGGGAAACCAGCCCCAGCUCCCUCGGUGCAAGGGGAAAGGCCUUUGCCCAUCCCCAGAGCACUGUGCACGCGUGGAAGAGAGCCAAGGCCCGUGACCACGUUUCCUUCGUCCCCUGGGCAUAGGGGUUCAAGAGAGGCAGCAUCUUCAUCCUCAGCAUUUCCUGGCCUCCUCCUCCUCGGCCGCUGGCUAAAGGCUGGCUGCUCCUUGCCUUAUCACGGCUGUUCCGGCUCUCAAGGCUCCUCGGCGGCACGGGGUGGCGGGAGCCCCGCAGCUGGGCACGGUUUCCCUCUCCAAACGCUGCCAGCUUGGGGCUGAAAACCGCAGGAGGAGGUGGAGGCCUGGAGGGAGGCUCAGUACCAGCUAAAUAUCUCCUGCAGUAUUUGGGAACAUGAAGAUUUAUAUGUAUUUUUGGACUGGAACAAAUAGGGAGGUAUUUAUAAGGCUGUGGUAGCAGAGUUCUUUUGUAGAGCAUUUCUUAGAGAAGCACCUUGGAGUAUUUUGUAACAGAAUCUCUUUAGAGCCAUCUCCGAACCCGCCUUCCUGGGAUAUUUUUGUCGCUGACUUUUGUAACUUCCCGGCUGUGAUUUCUUACCAAAUGUUAAAAAUAUUUGUGUAACUCCUUUACAAACCAUUAAAUAUUCCUAGUUCUUUGCC
Molecule: messenger RNA, 2723 nt
Organism: Rhea pennata
Lineage: Eukaryota; Metazoa; Chordata; Aves; Rheiformes; Rheidae
Gene: CDK2
Product: cyclin dependent kinase 2
Exons: 7
Coding region: 258-1154 (298 amino acids)
Biological process (GO): G1/S transition of mitotic cell cycle; regulation of gene expression; signal transduction
Cellular component (GO): cyclin-dependent protein kinase holoenzyme complex; cytoplasm; nucleus
Molecular function (GO): ATP binding; cyclin binding; cyclin-dependent protein serine/threonine kinase activity
Source: RefSeq, a predicted model, not a curated record